Messenger RNA from Zophobas morio, 775 nucleotides. RefSeq lists its product as uncharacterized. NCBI's taxonomy places the organism in Eukaryota, Metazoa, Arthropoda, Insecta, Coleoptera, Tenebrionidae. The record is from RefSeq and is a predicted model, not a curated record. Bases 36 to 566 code for a protein of 176 amino acids. The transcript is spliced from 2 exons.
GUUCGCUCUAACCUAGUCAAAACCGCAAACCAAAAAUGAAGUUUACUGUAGCCUUCAUCAUAGUCAUCGUUUCUAUGGUAACUGCUGACAUUCCUAGACAAAGAAUAGAAAUCGUUAAAAAAUCUGCUCCCUACGUAGCAGCAGGAUGGACACCAUCAGGCCAACAGCUAAAUUUGCCACUUAGAGCAACACCAUUACCAACACCUGCCCCUUCAUAUGGCCCACCAUCACCACCAGAAGUGGAAACUACCACUACGGAACAGCCCACAACAACUGAUGCAACUACCGAAAGUUAUUUAUCACAACAGGCAGAAAACUUAGAAGCUGCUCCUGAGAAAGAGAAAGAAAAAUUGGAACAGCCUCAAGGAGGGCAGUUUUAUGUAGUUUUACCACAGAACCAAAAUAUUGUUUACACUGUUCCUAGAAGUGCUGCUUUAUUAGCAGUGCCUAAAUCUAAUUUGAUGGCUGUAACACCUGCUCGUCUGCAAGCCAUACCUUUUUCUUCGACUGUUUCCUCUUCCAUUUAUUCACCAUUUAGUGCGUCGUAUAUUCAGAUAUAUCAGUAAAUUUGAUACACUUUUUUCAAUGAACUUUAUUUAUUGAAAGUUGUACGUACAAGACUGUUGUUUUUGGAUAAAGUUUAUUUCUGUACUGUGUAUUAGCACAACGUUUCAUUUUAAACAUCCUUUUAUACGUGAUAAAAUUUAGAAUUAUCCCUAGUUUUAUCGAGGGGUAUUUAGCUUUUCAGAAAUUAUGGACAGCCAAAAAAGUUUAA